AUGGCACCAGAUUGUGCGUCCAUGAGUGCUGUUGUCGAGCUGUCAUUAAAGAGGCAAUCGAAGGGGGAGCUUGCUCAAGUGACAUGUAUUUCGCACAGAACAAUCUCAGGGAAGAAUCACAGGCCCCUGAAGACCUGUGAUCGAAUUCCUCCAUCAUCCGAGAGUCUUUUGUCUCCCAAUAGAGCACUUCGCGCUGCCCUGUUGAAGAGACGAUUUGCAGAUACCAUCCUUCGAGCCCAAGAGAAGAUGAUUCUUCACAAGGUAACGUUUCGCUACAGAACUUUCACCGUUUUUGGUCAGCUUCCCUGAUCAGUCAUCCUGAGACUCUCACCUCUUCUCUCUUCUAUCUUCUGUCUUCCUCAGUGUGAGAGAGGUGACCCAAAGAAGUUACGGCGGGAACUGAAGGAUCUGAAACGAAAGCAAGGGGAAGGUAAGGGUCAACGCUUUGCCCAUCACGUGAAUGCAUGAAGGAAUUUUCUACUUUGAAUUUACGCCACAUUAACGACCUCAUUCGUCCUUUGAUCCAAAAGAGAGGAGGAGGAUCAAUGCCCAAGCCAAAGCUGUUGAAAGAGUGCUUAAACAGAGGGAAAGGGAAAGAAAAGCGGCCCGAUUGAAGAUACAGAAGGUAGCCUCUCUCCCCCGGCCCCCAUUUCCAAUUCUUCCUUCCAAGUAAAAGGUAUUUUUCUGGCCUAAUUCAACUCAAGGUGGCCAUGUUGACUUUUCAGAUGGAGAAGACGGUCGAGAUUGAUGACUGUUACGAGAUAUGGGAGGAUCUUAAGAUGCUGGGCUAUGCCCAGUGCGUGGACCUCUCAGCUAAAGAGCUAGCUGAUUUGAAGCAGAGCAUGACCAUGAAGGGCUGA
Messenger RNA from Spirodela intermedia, 860 nucleotides. Lineage: Eukaryota; Viridiplantae; Streptophyta; Magnoliopsida; Alismatales; Araceae. The record is from the annotation of a GenBank genome assembly.